UGAAUACCGAGAACUGUGCUUACGGAUGCGGAAAGCCUUGGUGUAUCAAGUGAAUCACUUUUGUGCUUCUAUCAGAGAAUUCGUGUACUAGCAUUUGCUUCAACGUUCUCUUCUCCAUUCCAACCACCUAAUUGCUCGGGGAUUCCCCGCACUGCGUGGUAAAAACUUUGACAAACAAGGUUUGGCGUUUCAUGACCCUUUGUUUUGAGACGGUUUAGAUUACCUUCUAGAAAAUUUAGAAGAAUCUCUUAACACAGCCUUGAGGGAAAGCGGUUUCCUCGCAGAUUCAACUCUUUAUGGCCUCUGAUCUAUCCAGUCUCGUGGACGUUAGCCCAGAAGACAUUGCCAAGAGCAUCUUGGUUUCAGGAAUUACACCAGGAACCACAGAAGAAGCUGUUGUUAUUCACUUUCAGCAGCGUAAACAUGGCGGCGGCGACGUGUCAUCUGUGAAAUUCUCACAAAAUGGAGACAAUGCAGUGAUUACAUUUGAAGAAAAGGAAACUGUAGAGAAGGUUUUGAAAGGUGACCAUAGGAUUGAAGAAGUUUUGCUUAAAGUUGAUCGGUUUCCAGACAAAAGCAAACCAACAAUCAACGAGAUACCUGUGUUAAAGUCUCCAGGAUCCGUAAAAGCCGAUUCCUUCCCAACAAAACCAGAAAUAUUUACUCACGUAACGGCAACGUUGGAUCCCGUUGAGUUGGGUAUUUCACCACACGAAGCAAAGCAGAUUUUAGAAAAAGUCACGCACGACGUCGAUGUGUCUUUCCAGUGCGAUAAAAAAUUGUUUGUUUUAAUUGGAAAGCUGAAGGAAAUAAAUGAGUGCCACCUUCUUGUGAUGAAGUGUCUUAACGAAGGUCAACCUAUUGAUGCGCAACUGAACAAUCUUUCUUUGGCGAACAAAGGCGCAGAAGUCGAUAAUGGUGGAGGACGAAAGGCAUUAGCAACGCCUGGAAGAUCUGACGUUAUCGUAGCUACGAGAAUCUAUGAAAGACCUAGAACCAAGGUUAUCCCAUUCAAUAAAGUCAACAGCGACGAUCAGGCAGAACGUGUACAUCCCACAAUAGAGGCACGAUGGUUUCAAGUAGAUCCAUAUGCAUUCCGUUUCAUGGAGAGGUUUUUCAAAGAGAAGUUAGAUGAAAUCAAAGGAGAAUGUCUUUUGAAAGUUACCGCUUCAUCUGAAGGUACUCGAGUUAUUCUUCAGGCGAAACAAAACUGUGAACCUUCAAGGUACAACGCCGCUUGCAGCAAGCUAUCAAAACUUAUCGAAACUGUCACCCAUGGUAUGGCUACUUGUGAGCUGGACUUAAACGGUGCGGACGAAGAUUCAGCAAACGUUUUAAUGGAAUACAUUGCGACCAAGUAUCCAGUGAUCAUAGACCGGCCCCAAGAACGCAGUCCGUUUUUUGUCUAUGGCGAUGCUGCAUCUGUAGGAGAAGCCAGACGAAUUGUAAGAGGAGGAAUGAGUCAACAGGAAAGCUAUGAUACUGGCCUUGCUGCUCAAGAAAUGGUAAUGGCAGUACCGGAAAUGAUUUCCUUUGAAAACUCUAGUUAUCGAACAGAAAAUGGUGUCUGUAUCUCCCUUCGUUAUGGAGACAUCACUGCCGAGAAAGUCGAUGCGAUCGUUAAUCCUGCAAACGAAUAUUUGUUCCACGGAGCUGGCCUUGCAAAGCUGAUUGUCCAAAGAGGUGGACCUGAAAUCCAGAGGGAAUCUAACUCGUUGAUACGAGAACGCGGUUUUCAAUCAUUACACAUCGGAGACGCAGUGCAUACAGUCGCAGGAAAUCUUCGCUGUAACUUUGUCAUUCAUGCCGUUGGUCCCGAGUGGUUCAAACACUCACAUACAGACAAUAUGAAACUUCUUCAGAGGGCGUGUCUCCAAAGUCUUAAACUGGCGUCUAAACUUGGCUUAUCAUCCAUCGCUAUACCAGCUAUCAGUUCCGGCAUCUUUGGUGCCCCUAUUGACUUAUGCGCCUUUGCCAUGUUUAACGCAGUGGAGGAAUAUCUUAGAAUGCCGACCGUAACAAAGAAAAAAGUUACAAAGAAAGAAGGGUCUAAACAAAGCAACCAGAAACACAAAGAAACAGAUAAGAAGAAAAAAUGGACCAAGCCGCCGAAGGAGACACCAAGCAAUACUGCUGAUGGAGAAAAAAAGGGAGCAAACUCCGGAGCCGUUCUUAACGAUAUUCGGUUUGUCCUCAUUGACGCCGACUCAAUGGAUGUUUUCGAGAAGAUAUUCAAUGAAAGAUUUGGAGGCGUUACAGAUAACAUCGUGGAUGACUUUGAGGAUCUCGAUGACGAACAUGAUGACGGUGUAGUUUAGCGCGAGGAAAUCACGGCACCAAACUUAAACUAGACUUGUACUCGUAACAGGAACUGUCAUUGGGGAAGCUUUACUGUGGCCAAACGUUUUUUUUUUAACAUUUUCCCUUGUCCACUACGUGAGAUGACUGAAAGUCACAAUGUCACUUAUCCUAAGGAAUCGUUUUAAUUCUAUCAUAGACACGGGUCGAUUGAAAGGCCAUGAAAUAAACACGAUUUGUUGUGACGGACUUGAUCGGUCAUUGGAAGCCUCACUGACUGGUGAUAUCUAAACAUAUUCGUCAUACCAAGUUUGCAAGUGCCGGUUGUAUCUACAUACUUUGUCCAAAGAACUCUGUGAUACGUUAAGUUAUAGAAAAUUCAAGUUGUUUGUUACAAGUAGCGGUUUAAUAGACCAAUUUACCGACU
This is a messenger RNA of Stylophora pistillata, 2725 nucleotides long. RefSeq lists its product as uncharacterized. Lineage: Eukaryota; Metazoa; Cnidaria; Anthozoa; Scleractinia; Pocilloporidae. Gene Ontology annotation, molecular function: nucleic acid binding. The record is from RefSeq and is a predicted model, not a curated record.